UCCUUUUCUAACUCACUACAGAUACGGCCAUCUUUUUCAUUAAUCUCGGUGGUUUUACGAGAUCUUUCCAUCGCACCACGAUCAGCCCUUUUUUUUCCAUUUGUAGUCACAUUGUAGGGGCCACAAAAUGAUGUCCAGAGCCUCUUUAUUAUCAGGUAACCAAAUAAGAAACGCUUUGGCUCUAGCCGUAAGAGCAACAGCAACCACUCCAGCUUCAUCAGCUGCAGCUACUGAUUCUGGAGCAUGUAGCACCUCCUCAAGACCUGUAAGGCAAGAACCUGGAAAAGUCCGCCUUGGUUUUGUCCCAGAAGAAUGGUUCACCUUCUUUUAUAAGAAAACUGGUGUAACAGGACCUUACACUCUUGGUAUAACUCUCACCACUUAUUUAAUGAGCAAAGAAAUUUAUGUUAUGGAACAUGAAUAUUACUCAGGAUUAUCUUUGCUUCUAAUGUGUGUUAUGGGCGUUAAAUAUAUGGGACCAGCUGUUGCUAAAUGGCUUGAUAAAGAAAUUGAUGAAUAUGAAGCUGGUUGGAAUCAAGGUAGAAAAGAUCAAAAAGAUGGUUUAGAAGAGAUGAUCCAAGAUGAGGAAAGGUUGCAAUGGAGUUCUGAAGGUCAAAACAUGUUGAUUCAAGCUAAACGCGAAAAUGUAGCUUUACAAUUGGAAGCUGCUUACAGGCAAAGGGUCCAAACCGCUUAUCAAGAAGUUAAGAAGAGGUUAGAUUACCAAGUUGAAAUUCAAAACAUUGAAAAACGCAUCGCCCAAAAGAAUUUGAUCGAUUUCGUCGUUAGCAAAGUGAAGAGUUCCAUUACUCCUGAUCAAGAGAAGCAAAAUAUUGAUAAAUGCAUUUCCGAUUUGGGUGGUUUAGCAAAAGCGUAAAUAAUUUUUAAAUUCAUUUU
This is a messenger RNA of Onthophagus taurus, 897 nucleotides long. It is a transcript of the gene ATPsynB, whose product is annotated as ATP synthase subunit b, mitochondrial. NCBI's taxonomy places the organism in Eukaryota, Metazoa, Arthropoda, Insecta, Coleoptera, Scarabaeidae. Gene Ontology annotation, molecular function: proton-transporting ATP synthase activity, rotational mechanism. The record is from RefSeq and is a predicted model, not a curated record. Gene Ontology annotation, biological process: proton motive force-driven ATP synthesis.